Messenger RNA from Malania oleifera, 2234 nucleotides. Its product is annotated as probable mitochondrial-processing peptidase subunit beta, mitochondrial. Gene Ontology annotation, cellular component: mitochondrion. The record is from RefSeq and is a predicted model, not a curated record. Bases 465 to 2027 code for a protein of 520 amino acids. NCBI's taxonomy places the organism in Eukaryota, Viridiplantae, Streptophyta, Magnoliopsida, Santalales, Ximeniaceae. The transcript is spliced from 9 exons. Gene Ontology annotation, molecular function: metal ion binding.
AUAAAUAAAUAAAAUGAGGUGACAAAAGAUUGUAGAUUCAACAAUACCUAACAUAAUCUUAAUGUGGAAGCUUUAGAGUUUCAAGUGGAAGGGAGUACUUGAAUUUGACUGAGCCAACCCUAAACCCCAGCUAAACCCGCUCAACCCCAACGACUCAUCACACUCUUAUCCACCGUUCAGCUCCAUCUCACACCACAACCACCAAUCACAAGGCACCAUUUCGCUGACUGCAGUGGGACCACAUUAAUUCUAUCUCCAAAACAAUGGCAAUUCUGUCUCGAAGAGUCAAAUUUCCACCACGUGUCACCAAUUAAUCCAUCGCCGUUACCAGCAUAGCAGUCUCCGAAACAUCAUAACAUUUCCUCUUCGUCCCCGUUCCCGUCCCCAUCCCCCUUCUUCCGUUUUCACCACCUCACAGAAAAGUGAGAAUCUCUCUCUCUCUCUCUCUCUCUCUCUCUCUAGCCAUGGCGACUCGCCGUCUUCUGAAUCUUUCUCGGAUGUCCAACAAACCCUCAACCUUUACUUCGCACUCUCGAUCCACCUCGCAAUCGUCGGCGGUUGCUGGACAAAUCUCCUCGCCGGCGUCGAGGUCCCCGCCGGUGAUGCUCUACGAUCGCCUUUCAGAAGAGGUCAAAUUCAAGCUCCGCCGCCUCGAAAACCCCGACCAGCGCUUCCUCCGCCACGCUUCUCCACACCCAGCCGUCGCCGACCACUCUGCGAUCCUCUCCUCCCCUGAGACGCGCAUCACCACUCUUCCCAACGGCCUCCGCGUCGCCACCGAGUCCGACCUAGCCGCCCGCACCGCCACCGUCGGCGUGUGGAUCGACUCUGGCAGUCGGUUCGAGGGCGACGACGCCAACGGCGCGGCACACUUUCUGGAGAGCGUGAUUUUCCAGGGCACGGAGAAGAAGCCGGCGGUCGGGAAUGUGGGAGGGCAAUUGAACGCGUGCACGUGCAGGGAGCAAACGAACUACUGCGCCACUGUGAUGGGAAAAGACGCGCCGAAGGCCGUGGACGCACUCGCCGGUAUGCUGCAGAAUUCGAGCUUUGAGCAGAAACAGAUUGAUCGCCUGCGCCGUCUCAUUCUUCGCAGAGCGGAAGAUGUGGAGGGGCGCGCUAAAGAAGUUGUGUUUGACCAUUUACAUGCCACAGCCUUCCAACAUACCCCUCUGGGUAGAACCAUUCUGGGUACUGCCGAAAGCAUCCAAACAAUCACCAAAGCUCACAUUCAGAAUUACGUUUCAACCCAUUAUGCUGCUCACAGAAUGGUUGUUGUUGCUGCAGGAGCUGUUAAGCACGAGGAGAUAGUCGAGCGAGUGAAACAGCAGUUCACAAAGUUGUCAGCUAAUCCCGUGACUACUACUCAGUUGGUCUCAAAUGAACCAGCAGUUUUUACUGGCUCAGAGGUUAGGAUAAUCGACGAUUAUGAUCAUAUAGCUCGAUUGGCAGUUGCAUUCAAGGGAGCAUCAUGGACAGAUCCAGAUUCCAUUGCUUUGAUGGUGAUGCAACACUUGCUGGGUUCAUGGAACAAAAAUGGUCUAGGGGGAAAGCAUGUGGGCUCGUCGCUGGGGCAGAGGGUUGGCAUUACUGGGAUAGCUGAAAGCAUGACGGCUUUUAACACCCAAUACAAGGAUACAGGGCUGUUUGGUGUCUAUGCAGUGGCCAAGCCAGACUGCUUGGAUGAUUUAGUUUAUGCAAUAAUGUAUGAGAUGAGCAAGCUAUCUUACAGAGUUGCAGAUGAAGAUGUGAUUCGGGCUCAAAAUCAGCUAAAAUCUUCUCUGCUUCGUAACGUUGAUGGAACCAGGCCUACCGCUGAAGACAUCGGACGUCAGCUACUUGCAUAUGGGCGGAGAAUCCCAUUUGCUGAACUAUUUGCAAGGAUUGAUGCUGUGGAUGCUGCCACUGUCAAACGUGUUGCUAAUCGCUUUCUGUUCGACACGGAUGUGGCAUUUGCAGCCAUGGGAGCCGUCAGGGAUUUGCGCGACUACAACUGGUUCCGGCGCAGGACCUACUUGCUGCGUUAUUAGGAUGGUUCAUUCUUCACUUGUUUUUCUCUGUUCAUUUUUUUUGGGCCUCUCCCAGAACCAGAAGAUUGUUUUCCUUCAUAUUCCAAUCAGUGGUAUUUAUUCUUUUAUUUUUUCUUAUUUUUAGUUCAUGGGUUAAUUAACAAUCUUGUAAUGUAAUAUCUUUUUGAAUAUUGGCUAACACAUAAUCCAUUCUUUUCUUUAUUUUUU